AUGCUUUGUCGACUGGGUGUUCGACCGCAUUCGACGUCGGCUUUGGCAUCUCGGGCCCCCGCUGACUUCAUGGCGAUUCUCGCGUAUGUGAACUUCAAACGAGAGGGUUACGUCACCAGCUACGCUUCGGACCCAGUGCUCGCCUUAGGAGCGAUGAAAGUGUGGUAUGAACUGAAACAUGGUCUGGCAAAGUAUAUCCUGCCGCAACUCAAGAACCUCCUUUUGGAUGAAGCGUUGGACACUGGUGGAGUUGGCGAAAUUGGCGAGAUGGUUGCUCGCAUUCUGCUGCUUCUAGCGAUGGACAAGUGUGUUAUGGGGGACAAAGAUUUUUCCCAGUGCUACCAUACGAUCGGGCAAUUUGUACCGGUGCAGGAUUUCUUGAACGUGCUAACAGGCCACGAGGAGAUGUCGAUAUAUUGUAAGGGGAUGUACAACGCGGAAGAUAAGAGACCAGAAUUCAACGAGUGGUGCUCGAAGUGGGAUGGUUGGUACGUGGGGUUCACCCACUUUGUGCAGUUGCAGCUCGAGCCGAAUGAGGACACGCUUUGGUUUUUGCUGGGGCGUCAAGCUGCAGGUAUUUUCCCCCGUAACCAGUAUGGAGCCGAUUUGUUGAUCCCGAUGUUUAAGAAGAGAUCCAACAGCAGGCCAGUCGGUGGGGAGACAACGAGGGGUGAACAAGAGGAGCAGGAAGUGUUGAUGAUGUUGAUUCAAGUGAAGAAUCGUUCCCCAGUCGAUGGUGGGUUUUCCAGGGCAGCGACGGAGAAACUAUGCCCCUGGUUUGUGUUCGGAAAGAACAGUGAUGGGAACUCGUCAGCGGGGAAAUCUACUGAUGAAAUUGGUGGGGAUCCGAAACCGCUGAGCUCCACGGAUGUCCGUGAUACCAUUCGCAUCUACAUGAAUGUGCGCGGUCGGAAGAGUGACGGCAAGUUCAUCUAUGCCACGACAAUGAAAGACAAUCUUAAGCCCAAGAAGAAAGGCAACGCCUCUGAGGUGAAGGAGGAGAGUCAGACGAUCGGGAGUCAGGCGAAGAAGCGGGCGAAGAUCGAGAGCAAUCCUGGCGUCUCAAGUGUGUCGAGUGUCUCGGAGGAGGAGCCUGUUUUCACGAUCUGCCUCCGUUUGCUCAACAGGGUCACCUACCCGUUCCUGAGCGAGGACGUGGCUUCCAUGCUAUCAAACAUGGUGGAGUCUCAGUAUGACCCGCUGGGGCUUGUGGAGGGCGACCUGGACUAUCGCGAUGAAGAUGAAAAACGAAACAAGGACGUUAGUUCGUAUGCAAAGUUGUCGCUUACCGCAACGCGCGACAAGUUGUUGCAGAACGCCCGUAAAGCACUAGCGUACGCGCCGGGUGACAAGGAAGAAGAGUGA
Phytophthora sojae is the source of this 1365-nucleotide messenger RNA. RefSeq lists its product as hypothetical. Lineage: Eukaryota; Oomycota; Peronosporomycetes; Peronosporales; Peronosporaceae. The record is from RefSeq and is a predicted model, not a curated record. Bases 1 to 1365 code for a protein of 454 amino acids. The transcript has a single exon.